Parnassius apollo (apollo) is the source of this 960-nucleotide messenger RNA. The record is from the annotation of a GenBank genome assembly. Lineage: Eukaryota; Metazoa; Arthropoda; Insecta; Lepidoptera; Papilionidae.
AUGCAUCGUCUUUUUGCUGAGCUGGAGCCAUCUUUAACCGUCACAGAGCAAAACCUGGCAGACCGAGUUCGGUAUAUCUUGCGCUCAAAUAUAUUUGAUGUCGCCGAACUCGAACGGCUACGACGUGAGGCUGUUCCCUCAUCGGAUGAAAAUGCUACGGCUGAGGAUGCGGCGCCACAAAUUGUAGAGCAACCCGCAAACGUGGAUACCGCCGUGAAUACCUCAGUUGUGGUUGAUUCAAACGAUGAUGGAACAGUCGGCCAGGAACUGGAAUUAGAGCAUAUGAGGAGUACAUUGGAAGAGGCGAUUAUGGAAACGCGCAGUACGCCUCUCGAAAAUCGACCGCUACUUCCUCGCAUAGCCCUAAGCAAGCGGAAUCGGGCUGUCGUGAGGGCUUUGAACCCAAUGCUGGUGACCUAUUUGGAAGCCAGAUGGGACCUUUGCGAGACGGACUCAAUUCUUUUUGGCGCCGCGCUGGCAGUCUGCCAUAUCAUAGGCGCCAAGGUUUCCACGGCUGGACGCGCUACUGGCCAAAGUAGCGCUAUCCCAGCAUGGAGAAGAAUAAUUGAGGAACGUAUCGCAAAGGCUAGAGCUCUCAUCGGCAGACUGAUAUGCUUCAGAUCAGGCAAUAACAGGCCAAGAAUUAUGCGCACCGUCAGGAUGGCGUUUGUUGGGGCAAAUGUCAGUUUGUCCCAGCCGGAUAUAACGCAAAAACUGACGGAGCGCAUAGAUGAUCUGAAGCAGAGAAUCGCUGCUUGGGCAAAGCGGAUUCGGCGACAUACCGAGAGGUCGACACGGUUCAACCAGAAUCGUCUCUUCCAGAGUGAUCAGAAGAGGCUCUAUGAAUCAUUGGAGCGACCAAUGGUAAGUGGAACGGGCCCAGCACCGAAUCAGGCCGACACUGUAGCAUUCUGGCGCGGCCUGUGGUCAGAGCCCGUAAACCACAGCGAGGGCCCUUAG